Molecule: messenger RNA, 1550 nt
Organism: Lotus japonicus
Lineage: Eukaryota; Viridiplantae; Streptophyta; Magnoliopsida; Fabales; Fabaceae
Product: 2-oxoglutarate and iron-dependent oxygenase domain-containing protein CP2-like
Exons: 10
Coding region: 125-1273 (382 amino acids)
Molecular function (GO): iron ion binding; L-ascorbic acid binding; oxidoreductase activity, acting on paired donors, with incorporation or reduction of molecular oxygen
Source: RefSeq, a predicted model, not a curated record
AAGACCAAGGUUCCAUCAAAAAAAAAAAAAAGACCAAGGUUGGUUGGCCCUAUAUAUUCUCCGUAUCAUUUUCAUUGUAAUAAAACAAAAAGAACAACACUCUCACUCUCACUCUCUGAAGAAGAUGAACGAGCGUGUCAGAGAGAGAGAAAGGAUCAGGGACGAAGUCCGCGCCGGCAAACGCCCCAUGGGGCCGCCGGUACCUGUUCCCCCGAAGCCUAUGCCGAGACUCAUGCCGGAUCCGAACAAAGAUCACCAACCGGAAUCGUACGAGGACUUGCAACUGGGUUACCACUCUUCGCUUUUCAGCGCGUUGGAGAGGCAUCUGCGACCAGAAAUGCUCACCGCAACUCGCGACGUCAAGGCCAACUUCAUGCGCGACAUUUUGAAAGACUACUGGUCGCCUCAGAGGCUGGAAAGAGACCGAUGGUAUAAAACAUACAGAGAGCGUAUUAUCAGAAAUUAUCAGCCUCUGCAUGAAGAAUUGUACACUCUUAAUCCUAAAGCAUUCUUUGUCCCAGAGUUUCUGGAAGCUAUUAAUGUUAAUACUGAACAAAGCUUUAGAAGUAUAAUGUCUCGGCCCGCCCCAGGCAUUUUUACAUUUAAAAUGCUUCAGCCACACUUUUGUGAGUUGUUGUUAUCAGAGGUUGAAAAUUUUAAGAAGUGGGUUCAUGAGGCAAAAUUUCGGAUUAAGCGUCCCAAUAUAAUGAAUAAGUAUGGUGCUAUACUUGACGACUUUGGCCUUGAAACCAUGCUUCACAGGCUUAUGGAAGAUUUUAUUUCUCCUUUAUCGAAAGUUUUCUUUUCAGGAAUUGGUGGAUCAAACUUGGAUUCUCAUCAUGGGUUUAUCGUUGAAUAUGGUAUAAAUAGAGAUGUUGACAUAGAUCUCCAUGUGGAUGACUCAGAAGUUACCUUGAAUGUUUGCCUCAGCAAGGAAUUUUUGGGAGGGGAAUUGUUUUUUCGGGGCAUGCGAUGUGAUAAGCAUUUAACAACAGCAACUUAUUCAGAUGAAAUCUAUGACUAUCCCCAUGUCACUGGACAAGCUGUGCUUCAUCAUGGUCGUAUUCGCCAUGGUGCUAAAGCCACAACUUCAGGUCGCCGGGUCAACCUUCUUUUAUGGUGCAGAAGUUCUCGUUUCAGAGUGGAGAAAAUGCUCAGAAAAGAUUGCUCUAGCUGGUGUGGUGUGUGCAAUCAAGAGAAGGAAGACUCGAAGCGCAGCUUGGAAAGGCAAUUGGAGGCACUGUUAAGGAAGGGAGGUGAAACAACUCCAUGAUCUGCUCUGUACAGUUUGAUCAAUGGAGGUGGAUUGUUGUAAAAUAGCUGUAAUAGUUCAAAGUCCAAACACUGAAUAAUGGUUCCUUUUUUUGGGGUGUUUGUAAUUACUAAUUAAGCUUAGAUUUCCGGUAUUUCAGACUGUAUCCUUUUUGAGGUGAUAUGGUGUAAUUUUGUAUUAUUGGGGUUGGGUGUAACAAAUUAACAAUGGGGUAAGACUUAAAUGCCAAAUAUGUCUGGAUUUAAAUUUAAAUGCACCCGUUUUUGAGCAAAUUUCA